Molecule: messenger RNA, 956 nt
Organism: Aspergillus fijiensis CBS 313.89
Lineage: Eukaryota; Fungi; Ascomycota; Eurotiomycetes; Eurotiales; Aspergillaceae
Product: sulfotransferase family protein
Exons: 1
Coding region: 37-813 (258 amino acids)
Source: RefSeq, a predicted model, not a curated record
GUCCACUGCAACAACUAUUUACUAUUCCAGCUGAAAAUGGGCCAAUCUCCCUCCACCCCCAAGCCCGACACCACCAUCCAAGUCAUCGGCGCCGGUCUCUCCCGCACAGGCACUGCCUCGCUCAGCGCCGCCCUCUCCAUCCUCCUGGAGGGCCCCGUCUACCACGGCGGCACGCAGAUCACCCUCGGCCCGCCCACGGAGCUCCCGCGCUGGAACCACCUUCUUCGCACAUGGCUGCGCAAUGACACCGACCACACGCUGUCACUCCUCCACUCCCUCACCACCGGCUACGCCGCCAUCACGGACGCGCCCGCUUCACACUUGGUACCCGAGCUGCUUACGCUCUACCCGGACGCUAAAGUGGUCGUCACGGUGCGCGAUCCGCAGGCCUGGAGUCAGAGCAUCGACACGCUCUCCUCGGUUGUGGCCCCGUGGUUCUUGUGGGCCGUCCUACUGCCCCUGCCCGGGAUGCGACAUUUCAUGACCUUCAUCUCGUUGGUGAGAGCGCAGUGGGCGCGAGUCUACGAUGGCAAAGCGCAGGAUAAAGCGUGGGUCUACCAGCGCCAUCUGGAGUGGUUGAGGGAGGUGGUCCCGGCGGAUCGGUUGGUGGUGGUUGAUGUUCGGGACGGGUGGGAGCCGCUCUGUCGGGGCUUGGGGAAGGAGGUCCCCAAGGAUGUGCCGUUUCCCAAGAUCAAUGAUUCCAAGGCGAUGGAGCGGGCGGCGGCGCAUUACAUCAGGAAGGGUUUGAUGCGAUGGGCGGUGAUUACAGGGGUGCUUGUGAUGGGCACGGCUUGGUGGGUCAAAAGGGGGUAAACCAUGUUUUGCAAGAUUGGAACUGUGUUGGAGUCUGCAACAUUGGCGUUUGAGCAUGGGUAUCUGAUUUGACUCGCUUUGCAGAGCUCUGUUAUGUCCAGGAAAUUGCCAGACCGCGUGAGUGAGGGAUGGAGGUGUUCUCC